CAGUCUCUAUAAUGAUGAAAAUAAUAAUAAGUGAUUUAAGAUGAAAAAAUUAUGGCUGCUGCUGUGUUGUUAUUAUUAAAUAAUAAUAAUAAUAACAACAAUAAUAUGGCUCAAAAUAAUAGCAACAAUGCUGCCAAUAAUGAUGAUGUGAAACCAACUAUUUUACAUGACUUUCUUGGCCGUGGUGGUGGAACUUCUCCGGUCACCAAGUUAGCCGCCGGUAGUGAUGUUGCCGGUGCCUCUUCUCCUUCUGGUUCUAUCUCAGGUGGCGGUGGCCGUGGCCCGGUUUCCACUACUUCUGAUCUGGGUUCUGAAAGGCAUGUUGGAACACUUUUUGAAGGUGUGCCAUUUUAUUGUCAAAAAGGUGAUUAUUCGGGCUCAAAGGUUAGGUAUUCGGGGAUGAAACGUAGUAACUCGGAUGCUGGUUUUAUGGCGCCUUCAAGAGAAGGUAUCCCCCAAAUGAGACCAGAUUUUCCAGAGACCUCACAUUUAAUGAAGAUGCUGAGAAAUGUAGGCGCAGAACGACCUAGAUGGCCCCACGAAGAUGAACCGAUCUUGGGCAUGCCUCAAAUGAGGCCCACAUCAUCAUCUCAAUUGGUACAACAAGCCAAUGCAUCUAAAUGGGAGCGGGCCAUUCCCGUGAACGUUGGGCCUGUACUACAGUACCCUCCACGUGCUGGUCAAGUUGUACCUUACGCGUACCAACCAGUUUCAAACCGAUUCAAAGAUGCCAAUGUGGGUUCCCCAUUGAUUUCCCAGUCAGCUGCUGAUGAAGGAUCUAGGACUGGAAUCAAAGGGUCUGGGAUUUUAAGCUCGGUUAAUGUUAGUGGCUCGGUGGCUGAACCAAGUAUAAGCAAACUAAAAUCUCUGAUAAGUAAUACUGAACCUGGCUCUUCUAGUCCACUUCCUCGGCAAGGAUCUACAUCUGCCAGUCGCCAGAUGACCAUAUUUUAUGGUGGUCAAGCCCAUGUGUUCGAUGAUGUUCAUCCAAACAAGGCAGAUGUAAUAAUGGCCCUAGCUGGAUCAAAUGGAGGAUCAUGGUCAACAAACUUUUCAAAUUCCUCUCUAAAAGCUUCUGGUGGUGAGGCUAUUCCCGUGAGUGGUGAAAAUGAUACAAUCAUGGCUGGUAAAACCACUCUGUCUGGCAAAGAUAUACAUGGGAGAUCAUAUGGAAAUUCCACCCACGGGCUUGGCUCUAACGACCGGAUGCUAAUGCUUCCUGGAGGGCAGGGUAACAUUAUAAUGAAAGAUGCAAGAGGGCCUGCUGCAGAACAAAAGAAUGAUGAGAAACCUUGAUGUCCAAUUUGGAAAGUUUUAAAGCUACAGUUGCUGCAAUGUGUGCUGAUAUCUUCCGGAUACAGGAAAAUGGUGGAUAUAUAAGUCCCUUUGCAAAGUCGUCUUCUGUUACUUGUGAUGCCAAACCUUCCGCUGUUUAAAUGUAUCCAGAAACCAAUUAGUCACCAUACUGGUGUAACAUACAAUGUUUGUAUAAGUUAAAAAUGCCUUUUCACUUA
Messenger RNA from Erigeron canadensis, 1514 nucleotides. Its product is annotated as protein TIFY 8. Gene Ontology annotation, cellular component: nucleus. Gene Ontology annotation, biological process: response to wounding; regulation of defense response; regulation of jasmonic acid mediated signaling pathway. The coding region runs from base 52 to 1296 and encodes 414 amino acids. The record is from RefSeq and is a predicted model, not a curated record. The transcript is spliced from 7 exons. NCBI's taxonomy places the organism in Eukaryota, Viridiplantae, Streptophyta, Magnoliopsida, Asterales, Asteraceae.